GUUGCUGUUCAAGAUGGCGUUCUUUCGGAGACGUGCAGGAAGUGUAGCACGAAUAUUUUUUAUUUCUUUGGUCGUUAUACCCAUAGUUUUGGCCAAAACUUGUAAAAAGUUAAGUAACUGUAAAUGUGAGCUGGACGAUGGCAGUGUCAUAGACUUGAGCGAUUUAGACAACAAAGACGGUAAACCAAGAUUCACUGACAUUCCUGAAGAGGGUCAAUCAUACACAUAUAAAUACAAUCCUUGUACACCAAUCAAAUUGACUGGAGAGGACUCUGCCUGCACAGGAGCGAACCUUUGUCAGAGAGAUCCACAGAUACUUCCCCCCUCUUACUACCCUUGUGAUGCAUCCAACCCAUCGUUCACAGUUGACGAGUCCAAUCAUGUCGUCAUGACUUACAAAUCCUCUAAAGAUAGCUAUGGAUAUACAAGAACAACGAAAGUCACUCUCCUUUGUGAUGAAGAGCAGAAAAAAGGAAGUACUGGUAAAGGAGUAAGCCAAACGCCAGGACUAGGACCCUCAUCAACAUACAUUUUUCCCACUUGUUUUGCUGUAUCUGAUAUUCGGGAUCCUUUUCAACGUGUUCAUCCGACAUAAGCAGUCUGUACCAGAUGUAUUGCCCAACCACACCUUCUGGGCUGAUUUUCCUUUCCUUGUCAAGUCAUACUUCAUGAGAUCCUGUCCAAACCAAAUGCAAAACUCUUGGCCAGCGGUAACAAACAUUGGUGUUGUAAAGUUUGGAAAUAUCAAUUCAGGAGGCAAAGAAGUAAACCCAGGAAUGCGAUACUUCAUUUGCCUCCGAUCAUAG
This is a messenger RNA of Actinia tenebrosa (Australian red waratah sea anemone), 806 nucleotides long. RefSeq lists its product as uncharacterized. NCBI's taxonomy places the organism in Eukaryota, Metazoa, Cnidaria, Anthozoa, Actiniaria, Actiniidae. The record is from RefSeq and is a predicted model, not a curated record. Gene Ontology annotation, cellular component: trans-Golgi network.